AUGGAUUUUUGUUUGGUUGUUUUGCAGGUGAUCAGUGUUGAAGAAAUGGAGUACAUAACCACAGAGAUUUCCAUGGGAAUCCCUUCGUGCCCUCAGAAGCCAUCCAUUGCUUCCAAGCCAUACCCCAUGACGUCUCCUUCAACUAUUAUUAAACUGUCCACUGGUUCAAUUGAAGAGAAGAAGAAACUCUACUCCAUGAACAAUAGUGGGGCCACCAGAGGUGGACCCAAGUCAAAUCUGGAACAUCUUGAAGUCAAGAGCAGUCCUAGAUCAGAGGAUGAUGAGAAAAUCGAGACCCUGAUUCAAUCUCCACCCUCUGAUGACAAUCCAAGUGCUGGUGCAAGUGCAACUAAGGGUGGUACCUCUGUCAAACUGGAGGAAGCAAUUGAGUUUGAAUUGAAACAUGGUCGCUACAUAGACCCUAACAUGGACCCAAAGAAGCUCAGACGGACGAUAUCAAACAGACUUUCUGCCCAGAGAUCCAGAUUGAGAAAGACUCAAUACAUUUAUGAGUUGGAAAAAAAGGUGAAGGAUCUAGAGGCUCACAUAUCCCUUGUCUCUCCUCAAAUAGUACAUUCAAAACACCAUGUGAAGAUGUUGCGACUUGAGAGGAGUGUCUUGAAACAAAGGUUAGAUAGUAUCACAGACAAAUCCAAUCUGCGCCGUG
Ilex paraguariensis (yerba mate) is the source of this 667-nucleotide messenger RNA. Lineage: Eukaryota; Viridiplantae; Streptophyta; Magnoliopsida; Aquifoliales; Aquifoliaceae. The record is from the annotation of a GenBank genome assembly.